Drosophila hydei is the source of this 2169-nucleotide messenger RNA. It is a transcript of the gene PK2-R2, whose product is annotated as neuromedin-U receptor 1. Bases 97 to 1923 code for a protein of 608 amino acids. Lineage: Eukaryota; Metazoa; Arthropoda; Insecta; Diptera; Drosophilidae. Gene Ontology annotation, biological process: neuropeptide signaling pathway. Gene Ontology annotation, cellular component: plasma membrane. Gene Ontology annotation, molecular function: neuropeptide receptor activity. The record is from RefSeq and is a predicted model, not a curated record. The transcript has 8 exons.
UGCUGCGGACAGUUGUUCUGUCGCUGUCGACCAGCUCGUGGCCCGGCUGCCGAAACGGAACGUGACGCGUCGUAUACGCUAUAAAUUCGAAAAACAAUGCUGAACAUAUCAGCGGACAACUUGACGGAGCUGCUGCAGGGACUGGAGCCGCACGAUCUGUUGACUAAUCAGACGCACUCGCACGCAAUGGCCACCCACAUGGGUCUAUUAGCCACGCUCAGCAUUGGCUAUGCCCUCAUCUUUGUCGCCGGCGUGCUGGGCAACCUAAUCACCUGCAUUGUCAUCUCGAGGAAUAAUUUCAUGCACACGGCCACAAAUUUCUAUCUAUUCAAUUUGGCCAUAUCGGAUCUCAUACUUCUGUGCUCGGGCAUGCCCCAGGAUCUGUAUAACCUCUGGCACCCAGACAACUAUCCCUUCUCAGACGGCAUUUGCAUACUGGAGAGCGUGCUGUCCGAGACGGCGGCCAAUGCCACCGUCCUCACCAUCACCUCGUUCACCGUGGAGCGCUACAUUGCCAUUUGCCAUCCGUUCAGGCAGCACACCAUGUCCAAACUUUCGCGUGCCAUCAAGUUCAUCUUUGCCAUUUGGAUAGCCGCCCUGUUGCUCGCCCUGCCGCAGGCCAUUCAAUUCUCUGUAGUCACACAGAGUCCGGGCUCAUCAUGUACGAUGAAUAACGACUUUUUUGCACAUGUCUUCGCCGUGUCCGGCUUUCUGUUCUUUGGCGGCCCGAUGACGGCUAUCUGUGUGCUGUACGUGCUCAUCGGGAUCAAGCUGAAGCGUAGUCGUCUGCUGCAGGCGCUGCCGCGUCGCAGCUACGAUGUUAAUCGCGGCAUCAGCGCCCAGACGCGCGUCAUCCGGAUGCUGGUCGCUGUGGCUGUUGCCUUCUUCAUUUGCUGGGCGCCCUUCCACGCACAGCGCCUGAUGGCUGUCUACGGCUCCACCUUUGGCGUCGAGUCGCAGUGGUUCAACGACGUCUUCAAUGUGUUGAACUAUACAUCCGGCGUGCUCUACUUUCUGUCCACCUGCAUCAAUCCGCUGCUGUACAACAUAAUGAGUCACAAGUUUCGCGAGGCAUUCAAGGUCACUCUGGCGCGUCAAUUCCGUCUCUCUGGCAAGCAUCAGGGUCACGGCUUGCCACACAACUAUAGCGCACUGCGGCGCAAUCAAACGGGCUCGCUACGUCUGCACACAGAUAGCGUGCGAACCACCACGACUCUGACUACACUGAAUGGUUGCAGCAGCAAUGGGGCUGCAGUUGGCGGGUCACGCAACUCGCAGCGCUUGCAGCGAGGUUCGAUCAACAGUUCGCAUGCCACAUUGCUGAGCACGCAGAGUCGCAGCAGGCAGGAUUUGUUUGCGGCACGUGUGGCAGGAGUGGAUGCGGCAGCAGUAACUGCUGCAGCAACAGCAGCCGCAACACAUCCACAUCGCACGCUGCAGACACAAAUUUCACAAUUGUCUUCGGUGGGCGAUGCUCACUCGCUGCUGGAGGCGGACCUGCAGUGGCCCGACGAGCAUUAUGAGCUGGCUGCCCGGCAUAAGUGCGCGCAUACAGCGAUGGGCGCCAUUGACGAGCUGAGCUCUCAAUCAAGUGCUGUGGGCGGGACUGCCGCUGGAGGUCCAUCCCGGUCACGUGUUAAGCUAACGCGCAUCACACGACAGCCACAGCUACAGACGAGUGGCGCACUAGCCAGCGAUUCAGCAACAGCAGCAGCAGCUGCUGGGGCAAAGCCAACGGGCAGUGGCAAAGUGCGCAAGGCAAAGGCUAAGCGCUCAAAUACGCUCAAGGGUCUCAGAGCCAAAUUGAAUUGGCGUAGCCGGCAGAAGGAGGAGGAGAAGGAGGCAAGCGUCAACAACGAUGUCGCUGAUGGCCAACGAGCGCUGCCGACAAGUGAGGCAUCAACGCCAAGUGUCGUUUACUAAGCACACUUCAACUUGGGUUAGUCAGUCAGUCCAUUCCAGAUAGGGGACAGGUACUCGUAACUGUGAUAAGAGCAGCAGCAGCAGCAGCAGCAGCAGCACACAUACUACAACAACUCUAACAAACAUAAAUAAUUCCAAUUUGUGGCCAGCUUAGAGCCAACUCUAUUCCUAGCAAAUACUUAGCCAUAUAUAUGUGUAUUCGUUACGUUACUGAUCUGCUCGCAUGUGUCUCACUUUCUCCUAAUA